CCAGCACAAGGUCACAUAAACCCACUCCUCCAAUUCUCCAAACGCUUAUCCUCAAAAGGACUCAAAGUCACCCUCAUCACCACCACCUCAGUCAGCAACUCCAUGCACAUCCACUCCGGCGGCUCAAACUCAAUCCAAAUUGAGUCCAUCCACGACGGUUUCAACUCCGGCGAACUCGGCGACAACAUUCACUCUCAUCUAAACCAUUUCAUCACCGUCGUAUCGCAAAACCUAAUCGAACUAGCAGAGAAACACAGGAACUCCAGUGAUCCUCCGAUAGUGCUCGUCUACGAUGCCAUCAUGCCGUGGUGUCUCGACGUGGCUCAGCGAUUGGGGAUUCCAGGGGCUGCGUUUUUCACUCAGAUGUGUGGUGUUUGUGCGAUUUAUUAUCACCAGAGUGAGGGGAAUUUGAAGGUGAGUUCGUCGAUGGAGUUUGAUUUGCCUUCGAUGCCUGUGAUGGAGAUCGGUGAUUUGCCUUCUCUCAUACCUGAUUGUGAUUUGUACCCUAGUUUUUUGAGUCUCAUGGUGAAUCAGUUCUCGAAUUUUAGGAAAGCGGAUUGGUUGUUGUUUAACACUUUUGACAAGCUUGAAGAAGAGGUAUUGAAUUGGAUGGUAGCUCAAUGGCCUAUCAAGACUGUAGGACCAACAGUUCCAUCAAUGUACUUAGACAAGCGGUUGGAGAAUGACAAAGACUACGGCCUCAAUCUCUUCAAGCCCAAUGUCGAAGCUUGCAUGAAGUGGCUAGACACAAAAGAAAAAGCCUCAGUUGUUUACGUAUCCUUUGGGAGCUUAGCCACUGCAGGACAAGAGCAAAUGGAGGAACUAGCAUGGGGCUUGAAGAACAGCAACACAAACUUCUUGUGGAUUGUCAGAGCUUCAGAAGAGAGUAAGCUACCGAACAAUUUCAUAGCCGAGACAUUAGAGAAAGGUCUUGUUGUGAGUUGGUGUCCUCAGCUUGAAGUUUUGUCUCACCAAGCCGUGGGGUGUUUCAUGACUCACUGUGGAUGGAACUCGACUCUGGAGGCAUUGAGUUUAGGGGUGCCAAUGGUGGCAAUGCCGCAAUGGACUGAUCAAACGACUAAUGCAAAGUAUAUUGUGGAUGUUUGGCACACAGGGGUUCGGAUUAAGGUCAAUGACAAGGGAAUUAUUACUAGAGAAGAGAUAAAGAGGAGUAUAAAAGAUGUGAUGGAGGGGGAGAGAGGGAAUGAGAUUAGAAAGAAUGCUGUCAAGUGGAAACGAUUUGCUAAAGAGGCUGUAGACAAAGAUGGAAGCUCUGAUAAGAACAUUGAGGAAUUUGUUUCAAAACUUGUAGCACCUAGCAAAGAUGUGUGAGUGUUCACAUUUCAAACUUUGGCUCAAUUAGGGGAAAGAAGAGUAUAACACAGGUGUGAGACUAAGAAGCUAGCUAAAAUGCUCAGUGGGUCCCUUUUUAAAACACAAGUGAGGUUCAACUUGCAUAGGCAUUAUUUCUGCUAAAUUAAAAGUUUUUCUCUAGUUCUCAAUGUAAUUGACUUUGUACCAAAUUAGGGUACAGAUCUUUGAAUAAUAUUGUAAUGAUUAUUAGAGUAGCAAACUCAGUUCGAAACUUUGAAUUUGUCCAAUAACACUAAUUUAGAACUUGUUUUGAA
This is a messenger RNA of Camellia sinensis, 1628 nucleotides long. RefSeq names its product mogroside I-E synthase. Lineage: Eukaryota; Viridiplantae; Streptophyta; Magnoliopsida; Ericales; Theaceae. The record is from RefSeq and is a predicted model, not a curated record. Gene Ontology annotation, molecular function: quercetin 3-O-glucosyltransferase activity; quercetin 7-O-glucosyltransferase activity.